Passer montanus (Eurasian tree sparrow) is the source of this 5958-nucleotide messenger RNA. It is a transcript of the gene SLC6A5, whose product is annotated as solute carrier family 6 member 5. The record is from RefSeq and is a predicted model, not a curated record. Gene Ontology annotation, molecular function: glycine:sodium symporter activity. Gene Ontology annotation, biological process: synaptic transmission, glycinergic; glycine import across plasma membrane; sodium ion transmembrane transport. Gene Ontology annotation, cellular component: membrane. The transcript is spliced from 14 exons. Bases 125 to 2302 code for a protein of 725 amino acids. NCBI's taxonomy places the organism in Eukaryota, Metazoa, Chordata, Aves, Passeriformes, Passeridae.
CGCAAACCCAGUCUUUCCCAAGGAAGUAUAGAAAGCUUUGCUCUGAACUGGGCAAAAUCCAGUCUGACAAUUGCCUGUACUGCUCCUUUCACCUCUAUCGGCUCGAUCUGUGGCUAUUUAAGGCAUGGAUUACGCCAGUCAAAGGGAUAUGAGCAAGCAGCUUGUGAACACUCCUGAAGCGGUGGCUCCCGGGCCCAAUGAGGGUGCGGGAGCUGCGAGAACCGGCCCCGAGAAUGAGCCGCAAAGCGCCCUCCCGCAAGCGCCCGCCGCCACCGCCAGGCUUCCCCGGUCACUCUCCAACGACAGCAAAGCCCUUCUCUCCGAAGAAGCGAAACCAAAUGAGUUUGAGAGGACCAAAGUCGGGAUCUGCAAGCUCAGCAGCACCCCGGUGCAAGCCAACUCCACCCUCCGGAGGGAAUCUGUGGAAACCUUCCCCUGCAAGCCGAGCCCCGGGGCAGGGAUUGCCGGGCAAGCUGCGAUCCCUCAUUGCAAAAUUCCCGCUUUGCAAAGCACAGACGGGGACGCUACUCUGAGCCUUGGUAAGAGCACGCUGGAGCAAAACAACGCCACGGGCGCCUGGGUGACCUUGAGCCAGAGCACGGUGGUGCUGGGCACAGACGGCAACACUUCUGUUCUUCCUGGCAGAGUGGAGGGGGAAGACGAUGUGGGGGAUGAAAAUAAAGCCCGAGGGAACUGGUCUAGCAAGCUGGAUUUCAUCCUCUCCAUGGUGGGUUAUGCAGUGGGGCUGGGCAAUGUCUGGAGGUUCCCGUACCUGGCCUUUAAGAAUGGGGGAGGUGCGUUUCUCAUCCCCUAUUUGAUGAUGUUGGCUCUAGCUGGGAUCCCCAUUUUCUUCCUGGAAGUCUCCCUGGGGCAGUUUGCUAGUCAGGGCCCCGUGUCGGUCUGGAAAGCCAUCCCCGCCCUGCAAGGCUGCGGCAUCGCCAUGCUGAUCAUCUCGGUGCUGAUAGCCAUUUAUUACAAUAUUAUUCUGUGCUACACGCUUUUCUACCUUUUCGCCUCCUUUGCGCCCGUGCUCCCCUGGGCUUCCUGUAACAACCCCUGGAACACGCCAGACUGUAAAGAUAAAAACAAACUUUUGCUAGAUUCCUGCAUCAUUGGCGACCACCCAAAAAUACAAAUCAAGAACUCUACUUUCUGUAUGAGUGCCUAUCCAAAUCUAACCAUGGUUAACUUCACCAGGGAAGGAAACAAAACAUUUGUCAGUGGGAGUGAAGAAUACUUCAAGUACUUUGUAUUGAAGAUUUCAGCAGGGAUUGAAUAUCCUGGUGAGAUUAGAUGGCCCCUGGCAUUAUCUCUUUUCCUAGCCUGGGUGAUUGUUUAUGCCUCCCUUGCUAAAGGAAUCAAGUCAUCAGGAAAAGUUGUGUACUUCACAGCUACAUUCCCCUAUGUGGUUCUCAUCAUCCUUCUCAUAAGAGGAGUAACUCUCCCUGGAGCUGGAGAUGGCAUCUGGUACUUCAUCACACCCAAGUGGGAGAAGCUGAUUGAUGCUAUGGUUUGGAAGGAUGCUGCCACUCAGAUUUUCUUCUCCUUAUCUGCUGCAUGGGGAGGUCUAAUUACCCUCUCUUCUUACAACAAAUUCCAUAAUAACUGCUACAGGGACACAUUGAUAGUCACGUGUACCAACAGUGCCACAAGUAUAUUUGCAGGUUUUGUCAUCUUCUCCGUUAUUGGCUUCAUGGCAAAUGAACUCAAAGUGAAUAUUGAAGCUGUGGCGGACCAAGGUCCUGGGAUUGCUUUUGUGGUUUACCCAGAAGCCUUAACUAGGCUGCCACUCUCUCCCUUCUGGGCUAUAAUAUUCUUUUUGAUGCUUCUAACUCUUGGAUUAGACACCAUGGUAAACUGCUUUUGUGUCAGUGCACGAUUGCAAAGAUUUUGUGAAGAUAUAGAAAUGAUGAUUGGAUUCCAGCCAAGUAAAUUCUGGAGAGUCUGUUGGGCAUUUGUGACCCCAACUAUUUUAACAUUUAUUCUCUGCUUCAGUUUUUACCAGUGGGAACCCAUGACUUACGGAGCUUACCACUACCCAGGCUGGUCCAUGGUGCUCGGGUGGCUGAUGCUGGCCUGCUCAGUCAUCUGGAUCCCAGUUAUGUUUGUGAUAAAAAUGCAUCUAGCCCCAGGAAAAUUUAUUGAGCGGCUCAAGCUGGUGUGCUCCCCACAGCCCGACUGGGGCCCGUUUCUGGCCAAGCACCGCGGCGAACGGUACAGGAACAUGAUUGAUCCGCUGGGAACCUCCUCCCUGGGACUCAAACUGCCAGUGAAGGAUAUGGAACUGGGGACCCAAUGUUAAUAAUUAUUUUAAAAGGGUGGCAAUAACACUGUCAGCCUUUGCUGAUUUUUUUUUCCAUUUUUUUUUUCACCCACUGCUUCUUCUUUUCCACAGUGCCUGAAAGUGGUUGCUUAGGAAAGCAGGACUUAUUGUUGCAUGCUAGAGGGGAGGCCUAAUGAGACCACUUUCAGGUGUAGGUGAUGCCUGUGACAUGUUCUGUACCCAGUGACACAGAAAAAGCCCUGUGUGUGACAGGUGACAUAAUCAGGUGUUGUCAGGUGAUGUAGGAACAAACAAAACCAAACCAAGAAAUCUUUAGAGGUGUCCAGUUUGACCCACUUCCCACAAGCACCCUUUGUUAACAGGCGGCUGUGAUGGGACUAGGAUUUUGCUACCAGUGUAUUCCAAGGAAGGUUCAUCCCUCAAAUAUGAUGGAAGUGAGGAAAGAAUGGGAUCUCCUGUAGUCCUGAUGUAAAUUCAGCAUAAGGGUCCCGUAGCAAUGGGGCUGCUUCUAUACUGACAGCCAACCUUGACCCAUCAUGUCUGCAGAUUUCCUUUAUUAUUUAUACUAACUUGGAGAGAUUGUUAUGUUAUUUAAACAAGUGGUGACACUUGAAACAGCACACCAGGAAGCAAUAUAUGGGAUGAGAACAGAAACACAAUAAUCCAUUUGUAGAAAAAUACGAACAAAGUUUUUAAAAAUGAUCAGUUGAGAGACUAAACUGCAUUUGAGUAUAGAAGUGGUUUGGAAAUGGUGUCAGAAUGAGCUGUAUGGGCAUCACUGUUAAAAGUCCUGUCAUAUGUUUUUUUGAUAAUUUGAUAUCUGUCAUUUCAACUAGGAAUGCUUCAGUUAUACAAAGUGUCUGACAACUUGCUCCAUGCCAGUGCAACUGUGAUUUUACUCACCUCGCUCCAAUACUCUGAAUAUAUUUUUCCUUUUUUCUCUGCUUUUGUUUACAGUAUCUCCUCAAAAAGCCAUCAUAUAAUUUGUGCCUAACUUUGUAUUCUUACAGUGGUAAGUGUAGUCUAGUUACCACCUGAAAACCCUUGUUGGAUGUGCUGUUCAACUUUGUGACUCCCUGUUCAUUUGCCUAUAAGCACCUUUAUAUAACCUAUAACCUUUAGAUGGUGUAUUCUUCUCUUUCAACCAACGGGGAAAUAGCAGGACCCCACUUGUCUAUAUAUUAUAUAUAUGGCACGUAAAUUCUUCAAAGCAGUAUUCUCUCGGAAACAUGCAUAGGGUAUUUUUUUCAUCAAAAUAUUUUCAUUAAAUAAAAAUACUCAAAUCCACAAAUCCACAAUAAUUAACCACUGCAGUCAUCCACACACAUGCAACAUUAGAUAUAGAAAAUGCAAGGGUUGGGGGGAAAGGACAAUUUAGUAGAGGGCCAUCAUAGCAUUGCAUAGCAGUAGGGCAUCCUAAAUCAUUACAUUUUAGAAAUCAGAUAUAUGCACUCAUAGGAAUAUUAGAUUUAAAUAGUUUUGUUACCUAUUGGACAGAGUAAAAAAAUAGAGCUUUUAAAGAGUACAUUUAUUUACCUAAAUAGAAAAUUAGCCCAACUUAUUGUAAAUGCACUAGAAUGAGGGAGAAAAAUAUAUCUUCAAUAAUUGGCAAAACUUAAUCUUUAUUAUCUUGUUAUAUCCUCUACAUACAUAUAUGAUAUUUUUUAACAGUGAUCAGUGUUCAUGUAGUGUGUGCUAGUGAUGUUUUAUGUCCCUAUAAAUAUCUUACCAAUCAGUGUAGAAAUGAUGAGCUUAGUAGUUUAGCCAGUUUUUUCCUCCCCACAGACACUGCUGUAGUAGUCUGUAAAUGUUCUUUCCUUUCAAGGGACAAUUUCUAUCCUGGUUUUUUGUCUGUCUGUCUUCAUAUUACAGGGUCUCAGGUAAAUCCUCAGUUCAUGUGUGUCCAUAGGUCAGUAGGUGUGUUGUUUUCAUUCUGUUGAAGAAAACAAAAAACUAAACCUUAAAGUAACACUUCCACAAAUUGUUAACUCCUUUUCUCUCUGUGUGUGUAUAUAUAUAUAUGUGUAUGAAAUAUAUUAAUCAUUUCGCUGAAAUUCCUCUUUCACGGGGCAAUUAGUGUUGCCAGUUCUAGGCACUGCUGGAGAUCUUUAAUUCUCACACAGAACAAGUGAAGCACUAUCAGGGGUUGUCAAGCAGGACAGGGAGGGCAGGUUCCACAAUAUUUUACACUGACCCCUGAAUCUCUGCUCCGUGGGCUCUUGUUGGUUCCUGUCUCACACAGCAGCAGGACAGGACUGUCCUGUGAGCUUCUCUGCCUUAAAGCUGUUCCCCUUGCUUCAGCUUUGCCUGCUAUUUAAAUAAAACUCUUGCUAUUCUUACUUCUGGCUUUUACUUUCCUGACAGAGGCAGGUUUGAGAAGCGGUGCUCUGUUUGGCCUCAUGAAGGUCCAUAAGGAUGAGCUGGAAACUUGAUUUCCACGUCUGGGUGGGGCUGAGGUACCUUCUCUGGGUGCAAAAGAAACCUAAGUCAGCACCUCUCUGGGAAUUAUGUGUUUCUGUUAGGAUAAAUCACUCUGGGUAUCUCUUAACCAAUAUUCUCUCGCAUCUUGGUUUGAUUUUUGGAGUCCAAGCCAAUUUGUCUUCGCUACUACUGUCAUUUAAAAACAACAGCAUAUAUCUGUAAGUUUGGUCCUCUUUGAAAAAGAGAAAACAGUGAAAUGGUUUGAGAGUACUAAAUCCUUUCACUUACUGGCUUGUGUCAAGGCAUGCCUUGGAACUGGGAUUGCACAUUGCCAUAGAGUUCCCUCAGUGUAAGGAUAUCAGUUACUGCCUGCCUGAAUUAUGAAAGAGAUAUCAUUUGAAGGAAUACUGCUAGGAUAUGAUAUCUUUUGGCUUGGAUUACCAAACCAGACUGCAUAUGAAAUUGCAACUGAAUUGCUUUCCAUGAUUUAUGUAAUUAAUCUGCUUGCUUUUAAUUUAGAUGUUGUUCCUGUGCCUGCUAAGUCAUUAGCACAGGAUUAGGCUUGAAUUUGAGACUCUGUAAACAGAUGACUGUGAUUUUUUUUGCUAGCUGAUCUUUGUCUUCAGCUUUGACCCCAUUGCUAGGCUUGCAAAAACCUUUGGAAAAGGGGAGAAAUGCAUACAAAAAAUCACAUAAGAUGUGAAGUUUUCACUAUAUGUGAAAGGCAGGGUUUUAUUUUGGUCACAUGAGACUUUUUCUAAAGUAUUUUACUGUCCAAAUCUGAAAGUUGAGAUUAAAUUAACCAGCAGUGUCUUCUUUAAAUUACAAGUUACCUUGACAUUUGGGAAUGCACUUCAUUUACCAUGUUCUAAGGAAAGUUUGCAUGUACUUUGAUAAUUUUCUAAAAAUAAAUUUAGUAACUGAUAGCAUAACAGUGAAGAUCUUUAAAAUAAAAAAGGAGGGGAAAAAGCCAUAUUAGUAAAAAUGUAAUAUAUGUACUUUCAGAUCUAUCUAUCUAUCUUGUGAGUAAAAAAUGUUUAAAUUUGGUGAAACUAUGAUGCAUAUUUUUUCUUUGAAAUUAAAUUGAAUUUCUGGAUGAGCUGAGAUGCAUUAUUGUAUGCAUUAAAGAUUAUACCUAAUGCAAAUGCUUGCCAUCUUCAAAUUCUUUGGGGUCUUCCUAGUGUUUUUCAUAUGCAAUGUUCAAAACCUGUGUUUCAGCUAGACAAGGCAGCACUUUGUUUCCAAAAGAAGGG